GUGCCAGGCUGAGUCAAGUCAAAGAAACCAGUGUGGAAUUCACAAGUCAUUCAGCUGAAAGAAGGUCCAUGACGUCAAGAAUCGUUGGCGGAGCUGCAGGGACCAGUUCCGCAAAGAGAUGCUGCACCAGGGGCGGAGUGGUUCCGGGCCCCCAAAGAAAAGGCCAUAUAUGUUUAGAAAACAACUCAUGUUCCUCCGUGAGGUCAUGAAGCUGCGUCCAACUGAGGACAACCUAGAGGAGGAAGGGGAUGAGUUGGCCCCGCAGCAAUCCAGUGCCUGCGAGAAAGACACUCCCUCUGGGCCAGUGGAGAGUGCCCCAGGACCCAGCAUCGCACCAUCCAGGCCUCUAGCUGCACCUGGAGGCAAUUCCCCUCCCUCUUUGGCUCUACCCAGCCAGGCCAGACGACGGGCAAUGCCUCCUGCCGAAUCUCUGAUUAAUACACAGGUUUGGGAUUAUUUAUCUAGAGCCCGGCAGGAGGAUCAUUUUGACCUGUUUGCCUGUAGUCUGGCCCAUUAUUUGCGCCGGCUGCCUUCAGAACGAGUUCUGAGAACCAAAUCGGCUCUCGGAAUCGUUCUGGAUGCUGCAACUACCCCCAACGACCCUACCGAAAUGUUUGGGGCCCUGGAAAAUUGGCGCCUCCAUGGGCACAUGUUUGGCCCCCAGCCAAUGCCAAUUUCCCAGGGCUCACAGCCUCCACCACAACUCCCUCCUCCAAGGGGUCAUUAUAGGCCACCUAGUCGCCCAUAUGGCACACAUUAUCAGGUGGAUUCCUCAUAUGGGCAGCCUGUCCCCACCUCCUCACAAGCUGCCUCAUCGCAGUACUCUGGGCCCCCCUUCCCAACCAGCCUACCCUGGCCCGCAGUUUCAGGGCACACCCGCGCCAUCUGGGCGUUUUAUUAA
Molecule: messenger RNA, 901 nt
Organism: Bufo bufo (common toad)
Lineage: Eukaryota; Metazoa; Chordata; Amphibia; Anura; Bufonidae
Exons: 3
Coding region: 119-901 (260 amino acids)
Source: RefSeq, a predicted model, not a curated record